Messenger RNA from Closterium sp. Naga37s-1, 858 nucleotides. Lineage: Eukaryota; Viridiplantae; Streptophyta; Zygnematophyceae; Desmidiales; Closteriaceae. The record is from the annotation of a GenBank genome assembly.
AUGCUCAUUUUCGCUUCAUGGAACCUUUUCUGCGCCAUUCGCGCUUACCUCGCCGCGCCGCACGCGUACGUGGCGCGUGCAUGGCAUCCGGUGCCCAUUCGCGGACACUGGGUGCGGCUUGUGGUGUACGUACUCGUCUGCGGGGCGUUCGCGCAGCUCAUGGAAGGGCUGCUGCUGGGACUGCUUCUCCUGCCUCUCCCACCAGGCUCCCUGCACAUCCUCUACGCCAUCGGCUUUUUCAGCGAGGCCAUUCUCACCACCUUCCACUCCAUCUCCCACAAGGGCCUCGAGCCUCGCUUCCACCUCUUCCAAGCACUCGCUGCCGUCAUCUGCUUCCUGCUCGCGCUCCUCGUUGCCGCCUUCCCCUCCUGCUUCCUCCUCGAUGCAAUGUUUCUCUCGGGGUUUCUUUUCCAAGGCCUCUGGCUCUGGACCAUGUCUCUGUUCCUCUAUGGAGUGCUCCACUUACCGGGUUGUCGCAAUGUCGAUUAUAAGAUGGUUAAGUGUGAGACGGAAGCGGAGGAGCACCUGGGCGUUGCGCUCGCAGGUAUUCUUUUUAUUGCCGUGCUCGUCUUUACCAUGCUCCUCGCCCUUGCUCUCUAUGCCAGGGCUGCUCGGAACGCCCCCCGUUCGUCCAUAGACUACAUCCUUGCAUUAUCUCCUAACGUCAAGGCAUCUCAGAAGGAAGCUGCUUCCGGGAACAUUGAAGCCGGGAUUGACGUGAACGGGGAAAAAGAUGUGCAGGUUGAAGGAGCAGCAGCAGUUGCAGCAACAGCAGGUCCUAAGGUGCCCCUCACUCAUGCUGUUGUCAACUUGGAGAAUGAAAGUGCCGCAUUGCUAGGUGGCAAAAUUGAGAUGUGA